Messenger RNA from Suillus subaureus, 1676 nucleotides. RefSeq names its product ATPase V1 complex subunit H. The record is from RefSeq and is a predicted model, not a curated record. The coding region runs from base 28 to 1338 and encodes 436 amino acids. The transcript is spliced from 11 exons. Gene Ontology annotation, cellular component: fungal-type vacuole membrane; vacuolar proton-transporting V-type ATPase, V1 domain. NCBI's taxonomy places the organism in Eukaryota, Fungi, Basidiomycota, Agaricomycetes, Boletales, Suillaceae. Gene Ontology annotation, biological process: proton transmembrane transport. Gene Ontology annotation, molecular function: proton-transporting ATPase activity, rotational mechanism.
GUCUGCACAAGCUUGUAUCGGGUAACAAUGUCCCUUUCCCUAGUUUUGAAUGCAUAUCUGGACGAGAGUUCUGCAAAGAUAAGGUCAAAGCCUGUUCCAUGGGAGGGAUACCAACGUGCCGAACUGGUAACCUCAGAAGAGCUGGCUCUCAUUAAGAAGGUGGACAGACAGCCCAGGGCAAAAGUCGAGUCUAUCCAUCUGUCAGAUGGCCAAACAUAUGCCCUAUUAUACCUUCGGCUUCUUAAGAAGCUGCAAAGGAUCGAUACCAUGCAAUGCCUCCUGGUCUUAAUCGCAGAUGCACUCCUGGAUCAUGAUGAGCGUAUACCGCUCUUCGCGAGAGCCGUUCAAUUCGAUCCCGACCUCCCUUACUCCCCUCUCAUCAGAACCCUGGAAGCUCAAGAUGACUUUGUACAACUCAAAUCCGCCCAAAUACUGACCGUGCUGCUGAGCUCGGAAUCAACUCCCCUUCAGCACCAGCACCUUCAGCCAUUCCUCAAGGUCCUUUCAUCGUUCGUGCAGAGCCAAUCACAAAACAAGCGUGACGUCGCGGUUCAGUGCUUAGAGUCUCUUCUCGCUCGUCCAGAAUGCCGCAGGGCAGUAUGGGCCAUCCCUAGAAUAUUAGCAGGGUUCGUCGAGAUCCUUCUCCAUAAGCCUGGCCCUCAGAUGAGCUACCAAGUGAUCUUCUGCAUUUGGUUGCUUUCAUUCGAGCAGGAUGUCGCUGAACAGAUUAACAAGAAAUACGAUAUCAUACCUCUGUUGAUCACAGUGGCACAGGCCGCUGUGAAAGAGAAAGUCAUUCGUGUCAUUAUUGCCACUUUCAGUAAUUUGAUUACGAAGGCUCCUUCUGAGAAUCUUCCGGCCAUGCUUGUUGCCCAGCUUCUUCCAUUCUCCAAGAACCUUUCAACUCGCAAAUGGUCCGACGAGGAUAUCUUGGAGGACGUACAGUAUGUCAGAGAUGAGCUAGAACGCAACUUUGAAAGCUUGACGACGUACGAUGAAUAUUUGUCUGAACUGGCAUCUGGCCAUCUGUCGUGGACACCAGUGCACGAGUCAGAUGCCUUCUGGCGGGAAAAUGCAUCGAGAUUGAAUGACAGAGACUAUGAACAAUUGAAGACCCUCAUCGGGCUACUAGGCUCCGACGACCCCGUAGUCCUGGCUGUUGCAGUCCACGACCUUGGACAGUAUGUGAAGCAUUACGAACGAGGAAAGAGAAUAAUUACAGAUUUGGGAGGCAAAGCCCGCGCAAUGGAGCUCAUGACUCAUCCAGACCCAGAUGUACGCUACUAUGCCUUGCUAUCAGUGCAGGAGCUUGUCAGCCACCCUUGGUCAGCGGUAUAGCGCACACUCGGACAUCGAUACUGUCUCCGUAUUAUCAGCACGCGUACUACUGCCGUCAUGAUGUAUGUUGCAACUACCGUUAUUUUUCGUUCUACACGCUGCGUCUCGCAUUCGUACGUGAUAACACCAUUGCUCUUGUCUGCAAUGUUGGCGUGUUCGUUCACCGUGUUCGUUAUGUGUUGUAACCCUCCUGAGGUAUGUAUCAGUGUGAGAAGGAAGAUUUGAUGCGUUCAUUGCAGUUCUCGACAAAGACAUUGAUAUUGGCAGGGUUGCAGCAUGCAGUGUCUUAGUAUCGUAAACCCUGUGAGGCACUGAUGCUCUUGCACCAUUCAACCCGU